This is a messenger RNA of Hansenula anomala, 1134 nucleotides long. RefSeq names its product bifunctional chorismate synthase/riboflavin reductase [NAD(P)H] ARO2 (gene ARO2). Gene Ontology annotation, cellular component: cytosol. NCBI's taxonomy places the organism in Eukaryota, Fungi, Ascomycota, Saccharomycetes, Phaffomycetales, Wickerhamomycetaceae. The transcript has a single exon. The record is from RefSeq and is a predicted model, not a curated record. Gene Ontology annotation, molecular function: FMN binding; chorismate synthase activity. Gene Ontology annotation, biological process: aromatic amino acid biosynthetic process; chorismate biosynthetic process. The coding region runs from base 1 to 1134 and encodes 377 amino acids.
AUGUCUUCAUUCGGUACAUUGUUCAAAGUCACCACUUAUGGUGAAUCCCACUGUAAAUCAGUCGGAUGUAUCGUUGAUGGUGUUCCACCAGGUUUAGAAUUAACAGAAGCUGAUAUUCAACCACAAUUAACAAGAAGAAGACCAGGUCAAUCAAAAUUAUCUACACCAAGAAAUGAAAAAGAUCGUGUCUUCAUCCAAUCAGGUACUGAAUAUGGUAAGACUUUAGGUACUUCUAUUGGUAUGUUGGUUGCUAAUGAAGAUCAAAGACCUCAUGAUUAUAGUGAAACUGAUUUAUACCCAAGACCAUCUCAUGCUGAUUUCACUUAUUUAAGUAAAUAUGGUAUCAAAGCUUCAUCUGGUGGUGGUCGUUCAAGUGCUAGAGAAACAAUCGGUAGAGUUGCAGCAGGUGCUAUUGCUGAGAAAUUUUUACAAAAAGCUAAUAAUGUUGAAAUUGUUGCAUUUGUAUCACAAAUUGGUGAAGUUAAAAUGACCAGAGAUGUUACUGAUCCAAAAUUUGUUGAAUUAUUGAAUACUGUUACUAGAGAACAAGUUGAUGAUGCAGGUCCAGUUCGUUGUCCAGAUCCAAGUGUAGCUCAAGCUAUGGUUGAAGAGAUUGAAAAAUAUAGAGAUGCUAAAGAUUCAAUUGGUGGUGUUGUUACUUGUGUUAUUCGUAAUGCCCCAAUAGGGUUGGGUGAACCAGUUUUCGAUAAAUUGGAAGCACAAUUGGCUCAUGCUAUGUUGUCAUUACCAGCUACUAAAGGUUUUGAAAUUGGUUCAGGUUUUGAAGGUGUUCAAAUUCCAGGUUCUAAACAUAAUGAUCCAUUUUAUUUGGAGGAAGAAACUGGUAGAUUUAGAACAAAGACUAAUAAUUCUGGUGGUAUCCAAGGUGGUAUUUCAAAUGGUGAAAACAUCUAUUUUUCUGUCGCAUUCAAAUCAGCUGCAACUAUUAGUAAAGAACAACCAACAGCUACUUAUGAAGGUAAGAAGGGUGUUUUAGCUGCUAGAGGUAGACAUGAUCCAAGUGUUACACCAAGAGCCAUUCCAAUUGUUGAAGCCAUGGCUGCGUUGGUUUUAGCUGACUCUUUGUUGGUUCAAAAAUCCAGAGAGUAUGCACACAACAUUGUCAAGAACUAG